Molecule: messenger RNA, 1273 nt
Organism: Glycine soja
Lineage: Eukaryota; Viridiplantae; Streptophyta; Magnoliopsida; Fabales; Fabaceae
Product: protein LSD1-like
Exons: 7
Coding region: 172-708 (178 amino acids)
Source: RefSeq, a predicted model, not a curated record
UCGUAAUCCGCGUAUUCAAGGAAGGAAGGAAGUUAUUAUAAGCAGACUUGAAUUUGAAGGCCAAAUCAAAAUAUUGGUAUAGCCGCGAGCGAGGUUUCGUUUCGUUCAGUUCACACAUUCUAAUCUCUAUCGAUUCCUCUUCCAUUUUCUCAAUUCACUACACCCCAGUUUAUGGGAAGCCAACUUGUGUGUAAUGGGUGUAGGAACAUCUUGGUUUACCCUAGAGGAGCAACCAAUGUUUGCUGUGCAUUGUGCAACACCGUUACCUCUGUUCCUCCUCCUGGAAUGGACAUGUCACAACUUUAUUGUGGAGGCUGUACGACAUUGCUAAUGUACACACGUGGUGCUACAAGUGUGAGAUGUUCCUGCUGUCACACUAUUAACCUUGUACCAGUACUAGAAUCUAAUCAAGUCAUUCAUUGUACGAACUGCCGGACAACACUCAUGUAUCCUUAUGGAGCUUCCUCAGUAAAAUGUGCAAUUUGUCGCUAUAUUACUAAUGUCAGUAUGACGAAUGGAAGGCUUCCAAUUCCUGUACAGAGACCAAAUGGAACAGCCAACUCUGGAACAGUAUCUUCUACUUCAUCGCUGCAGUCAAUGCCUCAUUCUCAGAGCCAAACUGUCGUAGUAGAAAAUCCCAUGUCUGUUGAUUCGAGUGGGAAAUUGGUGAGCAAUGUUGUUGUGGGCGUUACAACAGAGAAGAAAUGAUACUUGUCACAUUAUCAUGUUAUACAAGUGUAAAGAGAACAUUAUUUGAUUCAUCAGCUGCUGGUGCUCAAAGAUAUUGUUCGUAUAUGUGACUUUGCAGCAUAGAAGUUAAAAAUAUUUUUGUUCUAAACGACAUUUAGACUGAUUUAAUUUACGUAUAUGAAUACGAGGACAAGUGGAAAGGGCACAAAACUUGUCAUUUGUGCAAUUGCCAAGGUCCUCUUUUUGCUGUAGUUGGAUCACAGGGUUUUUCACAUCUCGAAUUACAAGUCGUAGAUGCACAUUUGUUUCCUCUUCUUUGGUGACUUGAUUCGUAUAUUCAGAUGUGUUAAUAAUAGUUUUAUUAUGCAAGCAUAUAACCUGAUAAGGUGCCUAGAGUCAACUGGCGCAGAAAUACAAUAUCGACCUGCUUGAACAUUAAGUAUGAGUAAUGAAGUACUUAUAGGAGAAGAAAAUUAGAAAGAAAAAUGAGAUUUUUUUUUUCCUUUUGUUAAAAUUAACUUGUACACAAGUUAAAAAUCAACUUUUGGAUAAAUUAAUGGAGUAAAUAGACAUUUUGGUCCUU